Sebastes umbrosus (honeycomb rockfish) is the source of this 4080-nucleotide messenger RNA. Its product is annotated as myelin-associated glycoprotein-like. The record is from RefSeq and is a predicted model, not a curated record. The transcript has 15 exons. NCBI's taxonomy places the organism in Eukaryota, Metazoa, Chordata, Actinopteri, Perciformes, Sebastidae. Bases 168 to 3911 code for a protein of 1247 amino acids.
UUUGUGCAAGUUCCUCAUUUUCAAGAUACUUUCUGUAAGCUGUUUGACAAUGCAACCUCACUUCCAAGGAACUUGACUUCAACUUCACAUCUCUCAUCUAUCUGCAAAACAGACCUCUUGAGAACACUGUUUUAAACUUGAUCUUCCGUCUCUCCUGACGAUCAAACAUGUCUGGGACGCUGAAUUCCCUUCUGAUUGCCUGUCUGCUGCAAGGUGCCCUGUGUGGAAAGUUUGAGACAUUACUGCCGCAAACUAUGGAGGUUCUUAGUGGAUCCUGUGUGACCAUCCCCUGCUCCUUUGACGUAACAGCCCAAUAUGAAUCAAACUUAGAUAGCACAUGUAAAGCACUAUGGAGAAAUGAUAAAGGGGCUGUUGUGUUUGACAGCAGUAAACCACAACAAACUACAAUAAAUGGAGAACUGACAGGAGACUUGACAAGAAAAGACUGCACCACAACCCUGAACAACAUGCAACCUGCUUACAGCAAUAAAUAUUACUUCAGAAUAGAAUGCAAUGUUCUGAAAAAUAAUUUUCCUCAACAAAUCUCUAUUUCAGUCGAAGCUGAUCCUCCCAGACCGACUCUGACUCCGUCCACACUGAAGGUGAAGGAGGGAACCUCAGUGAGUUUGACGUGCUCUGCUCCAGCUCCCUGUCUGUCUCAUCCUCCAACUCUGAUGUGGACCUCCGGCCUGGGUGACAGUCAGGAGACACUGCAGGAGAUUCAGGACAAAACUAAAGUCAAGACCUCUGUUGUGAACUUCACUGCUUCUCACCACCAUCAUGGAAAGACAAUCUCCUGUACUGCCGUCUACAGCAAAGAAGAUGGCAGCACUGAGUCAACUGUUAGCCCCAGUUUAACAGCUGAUAUUUCAUGUGCCCUGUGUGGAGAGUUUAAGGCAUUAAUGCCGCAGACUAUAGAGGUUCUUAGUGGAUCCUGUGUGACCAUCCCCUGCUCCUUUGACGUAACAGCCCAAUAUGAAUCAAACUUAGAUAGCACAUGUAAAGCAGUAUGGAAAAAAGAUAGAAGUACUGUUGUGUUUGACAGCGGUAAUUCACAACAAACUACAAUAAAAGGAGAACUGAAAGGAGACUUGACAAGAAAAGACUGCACCACAACCCUGAACAACAUGCAACCUAGUUACACCAAUAACUAUUUCUUCAAAGUAGAAUGCAACAAUAAUCUGAAAAAUGAUUUUCUUCAACAAAUCUCUAUUUCAGUCAAAGCUGAUCCUCCCAGACCGACUCUGACUCCGUCCACACUGAAGCUGAAGGAGGGAACCUCAGUGAGUUUGAUGUGCUCUGCUCCAGCUCCCUGUCUGUCUCAUCCUCCAACUCUGACAUGGACCUCCGGCCUGGGUGACAGUCAGGAGACACUGCAGGAGAAUCAGGACAAAACUAAAGUCAAGACCUCUGUUGUGACCUUCACUGCUUCUCACCACCAUCAUGGAAAGACAAUCUCCUGUACUGCCGUCUACAGCAAACAAGAUGGCAGCACUGAAUCAACUGUUAGAACAAGUUUAACAGCUGAUGUUUCAUGUGCCCUGUGUGGAGACUGGGGAGCAUUAAUGCCGCAGACUAUGGAGGUUCUUAGUGGAUCCUGUGUGACCAUCCCCUGCUCCUUUACCAUACAGGACUCAUUUAAAUCAAACUUAGAUAGCACAUGUAAUGCAGUAUGGAAAAACGAUCAAGGGACGUUUGUGUUUGACAGCAGUAAUCCACAACAGCUUACAAUAAAAAGAGAACUGACAGGAGACUUGACGAGAAAAGACUGCACCACAACCCUGAACAACAUGCAACCUAGUUACAGUGAUAACUAUUGCUUCAGAAUAGAAUGCAAUGGUCUGAAAUAUAAUUUUAUUGAACAAAUCUCCAUAUCAGUCAAAGCUGAUCCUCCCAGACCGACUCUGACUCCGUCCACACUGAAGGUGAAGGAGGGAACCUCAGUGAGUUUGAUGUGCUCUGCUCCAGCUCCCUGUCUGUCUCAUCCUCCAACUCUGAUGUGGACCUCCGGCCUGGGUGUCAGUCAGGAGACACUGCAGGAGAAUCAGGACAAAACUAAAGUCAAGACCUCUGUUGUGAACUUCACUGCUUCUCACCACCAUCAUGGAAAGACAAUCUCCUGUACUGCCGUCUACAACAAACAAGAUGGCAGCACUGAGUCAACUGUUAUCACAAGUUUAACAGCUGAUGUUUCAUAUUCACCCAAAGACACCACAGUGUCAGUCCAUCCCUCAGGUCCAGUACCAGAGGGCAGUAAUGUGACUCUGACAUGCAGUAGUACUGCCAACCCAGCAGUAAGGAGCUACACCUGGUACAGAGCUGACGGAGGCCAGGAGACUGUUGUUGGGACCGGACAUGUUCUGACCAUUAAAGCAUCUAAAGACGACGGUCCGUUUUUCUGCAAGGCUCAAAAUGACAUUGGAGCUGGACGAUCCGACAACAGUCAUAUAGAUGUUCAGUAUUCCCCCAAAAACACCACAGUGUCAGUCCAUCCCUCAGGUCCAGUACCAGAGGGCAGAGAUGUGACUCUGACAUGCAGUAGUACUGCCAACCCAGCAGUAAGGAGCUACACCUGGUACAGAGCUGACGGAGGCCAGGAGAUUGUUGUUGGAACCGGACAUGUUCUGACCAUUAAAGCAUCGAAAGACGACGGUCCGUUUUUCUGUCAGGCUGAAAAUGACAUUGGAGCUGGACGAUCCGACCUCACUCAAAUAGAUGUUCAAUAUUCCCCCAAAAACACCACAGUGUCAGUCCAUCCCUCAGGUCCAGUACCAGAGGGCAGAGAUGUGACUCUGACAUGCAGUAGUACUGCCAACCCAGCAGUAAGGAGCUACACCUGGUACAGAGCUGACGGAGGCCAGGAGACUGUUAUUGGGACCGGACAUGUUCUGAUCAUUAAAGCAUCUAAAGACAACGGUCCAUUUUUCUGCCAGGCUGAAAAUGACAUUGGAGCUGGACGAUCAAACCUCACUCAAAUAGAUGUUCAAUUUGCUCCACAGAUCCUGCCCUCAUCUGACUGCACCAAAACUGCAGCCCAGCUCAGCUGUUCCUGCAGGACCGUGGGAAAUCCCUCUCCCACUUUAGAGUGGUAUUUGGAUGGGUUACCUGUCAAUCACACUGGCAAGCUUUUAAUAAGCAAUGAGUCUCUGAAUGACACGGGUCUGAGGAGCAUCAUCACUGUGAAUCAACCACAGGAGACGGAUCUUUCCACCUUGCUCUGCCGCAGCUCCAACUCUCUGGGAUCUGCCAGUCAACGGUUUUGUGUCAACAGUCUUGAGCCUCAAACAUCUGCACACAGUCACGACAGAGUGACGUUGCCAGUUUUCAUCACCACAGUUGUCACUCUACUAGUACUAGUAUGUGCUCUGCUGUUUGUGAACAGGGCUCAGAAGACUCAGCGUAACCUUCCGAAGAGUCAGUGCACAGAUGACACCAGCGCAGUUACUAUGAGCCAACCUCUAACAAGUGGAGAGGGAAAUGAGGUACCAAACACAGCAGAAGAGGACAUUUAUGUCAACACCAACGCACUGAGACAGACAGAUGUCGCCCAGCCUGCAACUGUCUCUGAGCCAGACAGCGCCAACUUGCCAAGCUCUGGACCAAACAAUGCAGAAGGAGCCAGUAAAAGCUCAGAGAAGAAAAAGGAAGAAAAUGAUGUGAUCUACUCUUCUGUGAAUUGGAAGACCAAGAGCAAGAAGAAGACGGGAGAAGACUGUGUGGACAUGUAUCAGCCUGUUAGAUCCCAUCUGGAGGAGGAGAGGUGCAUGGUGGGAGGCACAAGCAGAAGCUUUGUGAACGCAUCAGAGAUGGGAAUUCUAUACGACACAGUGAAGCCUGGAAAUGUGGAGAAGGAAGUGGAAAGUGAAUACGCCCAGGUUAAAUUUAAAGACAAGAGUUCUAUGCAUAAAUAAAGCACAGCUCUAUAUUGCUGUGCUAAGUUUUGAAAGAUAAUUUUCAGACUGUCUUACUCUCUUGUAUAUAUGCUUUCUAUUAUAUAUAUUGUAUGUAUGCUUUAUAUUAUAUUAUCUAUGCUUUAUAGUAUAUUAUAUAAUAUAAUGUGUUAUAUUAUAUUAUAUUAUA